Naegleria fowleri is the source of this 1221-nucleotide messenger RNA. RefSeq lists its product as uncharacterized. Bases 1 to 1221 code for a protein of 406 amino acids. Gene Ontology annotation, molecular function: protein binding. NCBI's taxonomy places the organism in Eukaryota, Heterolobosea, Eutetramitea, Acrasida, Naegleriidae. The record is from RefSeq and is a predicted model, not a curated record. The transcript is spliced from 2 exons.
AUGUCCAAUGUCUACUAUGAAGGCCUCUUGUCGGAGGUGUUGGUCGAGUUGAGAGAUUUGCUCGUGGUGGGAGAGAAUAAAUUGGCAAACAAGGCAAAUCUUCCGAAGAAUAUAUUGGAACAUCAGGCAUUGUUCAAUCAGCACUAUCAGUCAUUAUAUGUAAAAUAUGUAAAUUUAUACAACAAGAUGGAGAUGUGUUAUGAUCAAAUGCUGCAACCUCAAAAAAGAGAAGAUCUCAAACUAAUUCUUGAAAACGUGAUUGGAAGAAUUUUGGAAAUUAAAUCAAUCAUCAUUCAAUUGAUGGGAGAGUUUACAGAAUUUGAUGAAGUUUUAAUCGAUUUGAAAUUAGAUCCGAGCGAACUAGAAAUUAGAGUACCUAGAUUCUUGCAUGAAGACAAUGAAAAAGAAAUUCGACGAAGAGAAAUUUUGCUCGAUGUAUUGAGGAAGAGACCAAACUCUAACGGUGACUUUCUUGCUCGCUCCGAUCAAAACCUGUCCCAAAACAAUCAAAAAAAUAAUACGCUCACCAUCAACCAGGCCGUUCUUAUCAUCCAAACCAAUGAACGAGGUCGACAAGGAAGAAAUAUUGCACGAAUUAAACUCGAACAAAAAUUGGGAGAAGAACUAAAAAAGAUGAAAAGAGAAGAAGACAUGGACUCAAUUAUGGACGAAGCAGCCAUAAAAAUCCAAAAGGUCUUCCGGGGAUUCUACUGGAGAAAACGAAUUGACAGAGAGAAGAGAGAGGAAGCAAAAUUUCUUGGCAUGUCUUUGGAAGGAGCAAAAACACAGCAUAAAAAACAAGCUCAAAAAGAAGAACACGACCAGGAAGACAGGUCCAACAAAAUUAAAGAAAUGGAUCAACUGGGAAGAGCCAAAAGAAAGAUUAAACAGGCUGAAAACAAGAGAGAUUUAGAAGAGCAGCGAGUUAAAAUGCGAGCUGCAAUUUUGGAGGAAGAAGGACCACAAAUGAUGGAAGACAUGCAUGACGCACUCAUGGAACAAAUUCUAUUAUACAGACAAGAAGGUGACGGUGGAAUUCCAAGCUUUCCUUCAGAGGCUGAUGGUGGCUCAAAAGCCUUCAUGCAAAACAUUAUUAAGGCCACAGAGGAGCAGAAAAAGUUGUUGGAGCAACAAAAGAUGGAAGCUCUAGCUCCACCCAGUAAAAACAAGAAGGGAGGAAAUGCUCCAGCAGCCUCUUCAACAAAAAAAACCUGCUGCUAA